CCGCAGGACGACCGUCGCGGCCUGAUGACGUCGCACAAUGGCCGGCCCCCGCGGGUAGUGGAGCCCGUUUGUUCCGCCCGCGUCGCGCCUCAAGCCGGAGCCUGUGAGGAGCGGAAGGGCCGAGGGACGCCUUCCCCGCGCCGCCCCGACGCCAGCGGAGCCGUGGCCCCCUCCCCGCCCUCGCGCUGAAACCUGUGGGUACCGAUGGAUGUGGCCGAGAGCCCUGAACGGGACCCUCGCUCUCCAGAGGACGAAGAAGAGGAGCAGCAGGGGCUCUCGGACGAUGACAUUCUGAGGGAGAGCGGGUCCGACCCGGACUUGGACCGAGCUGGGGGGAGGGCGUCUGAUUUGGAGGACGAGGACCACGCCGGCCCGGGACUGAGCCAGGAGGAGGAGGACAGUCACUCUGAAGAGGAGGACCCGGCCCGGGACCUGAGCAGGGACCCCACAAGCCCCCCGCCUGGGGAGGAAGAGCGCACGAGCGACCUGAGGGACGAGGCCUCGUCGGUCACCAGGGACCUGGACGAGCAUGAGUUAGACUACGAUGAGGAGGUCCCCGAGGAGCCGGCCCCCGCCGGGCAGGAGGACGAGGCCGAGAAGGCCGGAGCCGAGGAUGACGAGGACAAGGGGGAAGGAGCUCCUGGGGACGAGGGGGCGACAGGCGUUCACAGUGUGGAAGACAAGGAGCCCCUGGAGACCGCCAAGGAGAAAAACAAGGAGGAUGAUGAUGGGGAGCUGGACGACGGGGAGCUUGAUGAUGAUGAUCUGGAGGAGGGCGAAGUAAAGGACCCCAGUGACCGGAAGGUGAGGCCGCGCCCCACCUGCCGAUUCUUCAUGAAAGAUGUUGUGGCAGCAUUGUCCACUCCUCUUGCACCAGUGUCACAUUCCAUGCCCUUCAGAGGCCAGGGGACAGGGAACUGCACGUGGGGAAUGAACUGUAGGUUUAUACAUCCCGGAGUCAACGACAAGGGCAACUAUUCCUUAAUCACCAAAGCCGAACCUUUCCCGCCUAACGGCGCCCCGCCUCUCGGACCUCACCCGCUGAUGCCCGCCAACCCGUGGGGUGGGCCAGUAGUUGAUGAAAUUUUGCCUCCACCCCCUCCAGAGCCCCCCACAGAGAGUGCCUGGGAACGAGGACUCCGGCACGCGAAGGAGGUUUUAAAAAAAGCAACCAUUCGAAAAGAACAGGAGCCUGAUUUCGAAGAGAAAAGGUUUACGGUGACCAUUGGCGAAGACGAACGGGAGUUUGACAAGGAGAAUGAAGUUUUUCGAGAUUGGAAUUACCGGAUCACCAGAGAUGUCCGAGACACAGUACUCGAGCCUUACGCGGACCCGUAUUACGACUACGACAUCGAGCGCUUCUGGCGCGGCGGGCACUACGAGAACUUCCGGGUGCAGUACACGGAGACGGAGCCGUACCAUAACUACCGGGACCGGGAGCGCGAGCGGGAGCGCGAGAACCGACAGCGGGAGCGCGAGCGGGAGCGGGAGCGGGACCGAGAGCGGGAGCGCCGGCAGCGGGAGCGAGAGCGGGAGCGAGAGCGGGAGCGGGACAAGGAGCGGCAGCGGAGGAAGGAGGAGUGGGAGAGAGAGCGAGCCAAGCGGGACGAGAAGGACCGGCAGCACAGAGACCGUGACCGCGAGAAGGAGCGCGAGAAGGAGAAGGAGAAGCCGAAGCCCCGUUCCCCGCAGCCGCCAAGCCGUCAAGCUGAGCCACCAAAGAAGGAGGCCGCCGCUGCGGGACCGCAGGUGAAGCGAGCGGAUGAGUGGAAGGAUCCUUGGCGCCGGUCCAAGUCUCCCAAGAAGAAACUCGGGGUGUCCGUCUCCCCUAGCCGGGCACGAAGGCGCCGGAAAACAUCAGCCUCGUCAGCCUCUGCCUCUAAUUCCUCCAGGUCAUCGUCACGGUCGUCCUCGUACUCCGGCUCCGGCUCGUCCCGCUCGCGCUCCCGCUCGUCCUCCUACAGCUCCUACUCCAGCCGGUCUUCCAGACGCAGCUCGUUCUCAGGCAGCCGGUCCAGGUCCCGCUCCUUCUCCUCGUCUCCCUCCCCGUCUCCAACGCCGUCCCCACACAGACCUUCUGUUAGAACCAAGGGGGAGCCUGCUCCGCCGCCUGGGAAAGCAGGAGAAAAGUCAGUGAAGAAGCCAGCCCCACCUCCAGUCCCACCUCAGGCCCCCAAAACCGCUGCUCCAGCCCCCGAGCCCACCAAGCCAGGAGACCUGCGGGAAGCCAGGAGGAGGGAGCGGCAAGCUAGGACCCCCCCCAGGAGGCGGACGGUCAGCGGCAGCGGCAGCGGCAGCAGCUACAGCGGCUCCAGCUCCAGAUCCAGGUCCCUGAGCGUGAGCAGCGUCUCCUCGGUGUCCAGCGCCACGUCGAGUAGUAGCUCGGUGCACAGCGUGGACUCAGACGACAUGUACGCAGACCUGGCCAGCCCCGUGUCCUCAGCAAGUUCGCGGUCCCCCACCCCAGCCCAGACCAAGAAGGAGAAAGGAAAGUCUAAAAAAGAAGAUGGGGUCAAAGAGGACAAGCGGAAAAGGGACUCGUCCGCACAGCUGCCCAAGUCCUCGAGGCCCUCUGCCGGCGGUAAACCCCAGCAGCCCACGGCCCCCCAGCAGGCGGCCCCCGGGCAGCCCCAGCAGGGCACGUUUGUCGCCCAUAAGGAGAUCAAACUGACGCUGUUGAACAAGGCGGCCGAUAAAGGGGGCAGGAAGCGGUAUGAACCGUCCGACAAAGACAGGCAAAGUCCUCCUCCAGCCAAGCGGGCCAACUUAUCCCCAGACCGAGGUUCUCGGGACCGGAAGUCCGGCGGGAGACUCGGCUCCCCAAAGUCAGAGCGGCAGAGAGGCCAGAAUUCUAAGGUGCCUGUGGCCCCACCAGACAGGAAGCGCCAGAUGUCACCCCAGUCCAAGAGCUCCAGUAAGGUCACAAGCGUCCCCGGCAAAGCCUCCGACGCUGGCCCCGCCAGCUCCGCGUCCGCCGGCACGAAGUCCGGGAAGGCCAGCACGCUGUCGCGGCGCGAGGAGCUGCUGAAGCAGCUCAAGGCCGUGGAGGACGCGAUCGCGCGCAAACGCGCCAAGAUCCCCGGGAAGGUGUAGGCCCCGCCGCGGGCGCUCGUGUGUUUGGGACUGGCGCGAGCACAGCCGUCUGGGAUUUUGAAGUUAAUGUCUCAUUUUGGCUGUGAAUCUUUUUAAAAAUUAAAAAAGAAAAAAACAGUUUCUCAGCUGGAAAAGAAGCCACCGUGAUGAAGAUGAUGCCGUAUCCCGGUCUCCUCCCAACCUGGCCGGACUGACGCGGCCCGUCCCGGAGCAGAGGUCCUGCCGGACAGAGGCAGGCCG
Molecule: messenger RNA, 3333 nt
Organism: Lontra canadensis (Northern American river otter)
Lineage: Eukaryota; Metazoa; Chordata; Mammalia; Carnivora; Mustelidae
Gene: ZC3H18
Product: zinc finger CCCH-type containing 18
Exons: 19
Coding region: 205-3093 (962 amino acids)
Molecular function (GO): metal ion binding
Source: RefSeq, a predicted model, not a curated record